AUGCAGGGGUCGUCCAGAAGGCUUUCCACUGUGAACAUCAUCAACAACUUCCUCCAUGGCCGCAGAUAUUCCACUACCCCUGCUGUCAUCCCUCUCCAGAGAAGGCGCAACUCUGCCAUUGAGGUCCUAUCAUCGUCCACUCACAGGGUCAUGGUGGCCAUGUCUUGUGUUAGCCCCGGAGAUGUGAGUGACGACGUUCUUCAGAUAAAGAGAACUGGCAGACGUCCAACUUCGAAAUACACCAAAGUGGGCGAGCGUUUGCGGCAUGUCAUUCCGGGUCACAUGCAGUGUUCCAUGACGUGUGGUGGACGCGCUUGUAAAUAUGAAAACCCCACUCGAUGGAGCGAAGAGGAGCAAGCUAUAAAGGGGCUAUACUCCUCCUGGAUCACAGAUAAGAUACUUGCAAUGGCAAGACCCUCAACAGAAAUCAUUGAGAAAUAUAAUAUCAUCAAGCAGUUCAAGAGCUGUGGAAUAAAAACAGUAAUUAACCUGCAACGUCCUGGAGAGCACGCAAGCUGCGGGAAUUCUUUAGAGCAAGAAAGUGGGUUCACGUAUCUUCCAGAGGCCUUUAUGGAAGCUGAAAUUUAUUUUUACAAUUUUGGAUGGAAAGACUAUGGUGUUGCUUCCCUGACCACAAUUCUUGAUAUGGUGAAAGUUAUGUCGUUUGCCUUACAAGAAGGAAAAGUAGCGAUUCACUGCCACGCCGGCCUAGGACGGACAGGGGUGCUAAUUGCAUGUUAUUUAAUAUAUGCCACAAGAAUGACUGCAGAUCAAGCUAUUUUGUUUGUCCGUGCAAAGAGACAAAAUGCUAUCCAGACCAGGGUCCAACUCUUGUGUAUACGCGAGUUUACUCAGUUUCUGAACCCUCUGCACAAUGUGUUUGCUUGCUGUGACCCAAAAGCCCAUGCCGUCACUUUAUCUCAAUACUUGAUCCGCCAACAGCACUUACUUCACGGAUACGAAGCUCGCCAUCUCAAAUAUGUGCCAAAAAUUGUCCACUUGGUUUGUAGGUUAUUGAUAGACUUAGUGGAAAACAGGCAAGUGGUGGAGAAGGAGAUCGUAGAUGUUCCAGAUCUCUCUGCUGAGAUCGAGAAGACUGUUUCUCAGUUUUCCCCUGAACAACUUGAUAAAGUUUUAGCCAGUGAAAUUGAUACGGGGGAUUCAUUAGCCCAUUCUGUUACAACCCCAGCUUGUUAUGUAGUUCGUGAUUCAGUGUUAACAAGUGAACAGGAAUUUGACCCCUUGUGGAAGAGGAGGAACGUAGAAUGUCUUCAGCCAUUGUCCCAUCUAAAAAAGCGUUUAAGUUACAGUGACUCAGAUCUAAAGAAGGCUGAAAUUCUCCUGGAGCAAGGUGAAACCCCAUGGACAGAGCCAGCAGAGAUGUGUUUUUUAAGCAAAAUCAAUGAGCAUAUAAGGGUUAAGCACUGUUUCGAAAAUCAUGAGAUCACAGACCCUAUGCCUUCGGCACGGUCAAACAAAGAACCUUGUGCAAAAGCAGCUUUUUUUUUCUGGAGCCAGAGUAAAGUCGGUAGCAUUGAAGCUCCCAGAGAUGGUUCCCCUCUAUUUCAUAGGAUGAAAUUCCAUAAAGAGAUGCAGCGAAGUCGUACUUUUUCAUUAGGAUAUUCCUCAAUAGCAGGCAGUGACCAAUCAGCUUUAGUAGACUCUGAAUAUUUAAUGCCAAGCAUGACUCCUCGGGACUCUACUGAUUGUAAUUGUGCUGCUGAGAACAAUAGAAUACAGGAAGGUAACAGCAUCUCCAAACCUCAGGACACUAACUGCACUUCAUCCAAAGUGACUUUUUAUCUAGAAUGUAGUGAGACACCAGAAGUUGUCCCACAGAUUGCCCAGGAGUAUGAACCAAGCCUUGAUGCCAGGCGCUUGCUGGCAGCUAAAGCUCUAGCAUGCUUGACUUAUGAUGGUGCUGAAGAAGUUGAAGAAAAAGUAAACUUUUGGCAGGUAGAUAUGCUUUUAUUGAUUUAA
Molecule: messenger RNA, 1980 nt
Organism: Staurois parvus
Lineage: Eukaryota; Metazoa; Chordata; Amphibia; Anura; Ranidae
Source: the annotation of a GenBank genome assembly